Molecule: messenger RNA, 1488 nt
Organism: Trichomycterus rosablanca
Lineage: Eukaryota; Metazoa; Chordata; Actinopteri; Siluriformes; Trichomycteridae
Product: calpain-2 catalytic subunit-like
Exons: 13
Coding region: 1-1488 (495 amino acids)
Biological process (GO): proteolysis
Cellular component (GO): cytoplasm
Molecular function (GO): calcium-dependent cysteine-type endopeptidase activity
Source: RefSeq, a predicted model, not a curated record
AUGACGAGGUGCAUAGACAAAGAUCUGCUGCAGAAGUUCAACAUGUCAGUCUUGUAUCUGGACCAGGACUUUACUGCUCUGCGGGCAGAGUGUCUGAAACAUAAAAAGCUUUUCUGUGAUCCCAAAUUCCCUGCGGAGCCCACAUCUCUGGGCUACAAGGAUCUGGGGCCCAAUUCUAAAAAUAUCCAGGGGGUGGUGUGGAAGAGACCCGGGGAGAUCUGUUCCAAACCCACAAAGCCACAGUUUGUUGCUGAAGAGGCCACCAGGAACGAUGUUAUGCAGGGAGAACUCGGUGAUUGUUGGCUGAUGGCGGCCAUCGCCUCUCUCACGUUAAACCAAGGCCUACUGAGACGGAUCAUUUUUCCUGAACAGAACUUUACAGACAACUACGCUGGCAUCUUCCACUUUUUGCUAUGGCAGUACGGUAAGUGGGUGCACGUGGUCGUUGAUGACUUGCUGCCCACCAGAGAUGGGAAGCUGCUGUUCGUGCAUUCAGGAAACAAAAGUGAGUUCUGGACUGCUCUGCUGGAGAAAGCGUAUGCCAAGGUGAACGGCAGCUACGAGGCUCUCUCUGGAGGCUGGGCUAACGAAGCCCUGACUGAUUUUACUGGAGGUAUUGGUGAGCGUUAUACCCUGAGUGAAGCACCUUCAGAUCUCUUUACCAUCAUGAAGAAAGCAGUUGGUCGUGGUUACCCACUCAGCACCAGCAUAUCUGGUCAAGGUGCACAGGAUCGAGAAAAGAAAACCAGUGAGUGUCUGGUAAAAACACAUGCGUAUUCCGUCACUGGGAAUGAGGAGGUCCGUGAUGCUGGUGGGAUGCUGCAUAAACUGGUUCGUCUCAGAAAUCCAUGGGGAAUGUUUGAGUGGAAUGGAGCCUGGAGUGAUAAGUCUAAGGAAUGGGAUCAGAUUCUGCCAGAGCAGAAAUCUAAGCUUGCUUAUUCAGCAGAUGAUGGAGAGUUCUGGAUGUCUUACUUGGAUUUUAUUAAGCACUUCUCAUUGCUGCAGAUCUGUAACCUGACUCCAGAUGAUCCCAGUGAAAGUGAAGGACUUUGGAAUUAUUAUGAAUUUGAGGGAACCUGGAAAGUGGGCAGUACGGCUGGCGGCUGCAGUAACAACAAAGAACUUUUUAGCACAAACCCACAGUUUGUUGUGAAGCUGGACAUAGACAGUAAUAAAGAUCAGAAGUGCUCGGUUCUCGUGACUCUGAUGCAGAAAAAUUACCGCCAAUUCAAGCAAAAAGGAACUGAGAGCAACUCCAUCGGUGUGGUGAUCUACAAGCUUCCAGAGAAGUAUAAAGGUCGUUCCGAUGUCCGUCUGAGUUAUGAUGAUCUGAAGACUUUGAGUCGUGUGGGAAUGACAAAGUUCAGCUAUGACCGUGAGGUGUGUGGACGCUUUAAACUGAGCCUUGGAGAGUACGUCCUCAUCCCCUGCACCUUCAACCCCAACCAAGAGGGUAGCUUCCUGCUGCGUGUGUUUUCUGAGAAGUAG